GGAAUUGGAACACAGGCUGAUCUAUUCUUUGUUGGCUCUGGUACGAAUCAGAGACAAUUACCACGGCAGGCGUCCCCACGCCACGGCUGAGUACGGAGAAAGAAUCCCUCUAGACUUCUCUGCAACCUGCGCGAGGCCGAAAGAGCAGCAACGGUGCGGAGGCAGGGAAGCAAAGCAAUCCCCCACCUAUAUACGCGCCCCGCCCAGUAGGAGAGUAGGAGCUGCAAGGAGUCCGGUCUCCGAAAACCGACAAGACGAUAGCAAAUCGAAGGAGGACACGGCUGCUGGUGGCCGCAUUCGGUCGGGGGAGGAGCACGAGGAGCCAUGGCCUGCCUGCACGACCACAGCUGCGAGGAUCACAACUGCGCCGCCGACUGGUCGCUCUACAACCACAUCGACGUCCCCAAGGUGGUGGCUCUCAACGAAUCGGUGCCCGGGAGCGUCAAGUCCGUCUUCAAGCCCUGGGAGCAGCGCCUUGACACCUCGGGGGGUUUUCUGGAGAGUAAUGAGGGUGACCCUGAGCUACUUAUUUUCAUCCCGUUCACAUCAGAUGUUAAGAUCAAGAGCAUUUCUGUUGUUGGUGGUGCUGAUGGAACAAGCCCGUCAAGAAUGAGAGCGUUUAUCAAUAGAGAAGGUAUUGACUUUUCUGAUGCUCAAAACAUGCAGCCAGUGCAGGAAUGGGAAUUAGCAGAGAACCUGCAAGGAGCUCUUGAGUACCAAACAAGAUAUUCAAGGUUCCAAGGUGUGGCUAACCUAACUCUGCAUUUCUCUGACAACUUUGGUGGUGAUACAACUAAAAUUUAUUACAUUGGACUACGUGGUGAAGCCACUCAGAACAAAAGGGAUGUAGUUGCAACAAUUGUAUAUGAAGUCAUGCCCAAUCCUUCUGAUCACAAAACAAAAUCUGAGACUGGAGGAGGUUUCUCGCAUGUGGAGUAGACAUCAUACAAGUUGGGUAUGGAUCCACAGCAGAGCUAGAGAAGCGGAAGCUGGGUACUGCGUUGCCUGAAAGCAAAUUUGAACCUCGCUUCGUCGAUCAAUAAGAUAAAUAGAUAAUUCCCAGCUGCUAGACUUUUAGCUUGACUUUUGAGCACAUAACUCUGUACCCGUGGACGCUGUGACUGGUUUGCUAAUGCUCUAUCAUCAGAGUUGGUCUCUUGUGUUA
This is a messenger RNA of Zea mays, 1165 nucleotides long. RefSeq lists its product as uncharacterized. The coding region runs from base 325 to 939 and encodes 204 amino acids. NCBI's taxonomy places the organism in Eukaryota, Viridiplantae, Streptophyta, Magnoliopsida, Poales, Poaceae. The transcript has 10 exons. The record is from RefSeq and is a predicted model, not a curated record.